This is a messenger RNA of Westerdykella ornata, 2661 nucleotides long. RefSeq lists its product as uncharacterized. The record is from RefSeq and is a predicted model, not a curated record. NCBI's taxonomy places the organism in Eukaryota, Fungi, Ascomycota, Dothideomycetes, Pleosporales, Sporormiaceae. The transcript has 4 exons. Gene Ontology annotation, cellular component: nucleus; cytosol. Gene Ontology annotation, biological process: protein quality control for misfolded or incompletely synthesized proteins; glycoprotein catabolic process; protein deglycosylation. Gene Ontology annotation, molecular function: carbohydrate binding; peptide-N4-(N-acetyl-beta-glucosaminyl)asparagine amidase activity. The annotation marks the transcript as partial.
GAGCAAUAUCCAUGGUUCUGCCUCGGACCAUUGACAGGAUAUCAAACCCUGCUUUGCUUGAAGCGGCCCGACAUUCGCGGACAUGAUGUGCGGCCAGCGGGGGAUUGGCGUGCGGAGGUCGAUGUAUGCAUAUGUAUGAUGGCGAUGCCGGUCGCUCUCUUCUGCAACUCUACUUCUUAACACCACCUCUGUGGCGGUAGUACCGCUAAAAUGAUUGCACUUCGACGAAUGUUGACAUGGAUAUUAUGUCUCAUAUAUAUCGAAGUGAUAGGUGCACAAGAGGUGGACUACUCUCAAUUCGUUAAUCCCUUCAUCGGCUCGGAAGGGGCGCUCACUGGAUAUGCAUAUGGCGGCGGUGACAUCUUUGUAGGUGGAGCGGUGCCUUUCGGCAUGGUGAAGCUGGGCAUCGAUACGUAUGAGGAGCCUGUUAAUCAAAGCGCUCUGAAUGGGGGAUGGACGCCUCAGGGGAAAGUCACGGGAAUAAGCAUGCUCCACGUAUCUGGAACAGGAGGAGGGCCAAAGUAUGGGUUCCCGGCCCAGAUGCCACUGGCAAGUUUGGAAGGUGUCAACCUACUGGACAAUUGCACCUACUGGCAGAGAAGACAAGGUGGAGACGUUGCAAGAGUGGGCUACUUCAGGACUCUCCUUGAAUCCGGGGUCGGUGUCGAAUUGUCAGCGUCGAGACAUGCAGGUCUUUACCAAUACAGUUUCCCUACAACUGAGAAGUACAUCCUCGUGGACUUCUCCCAUUAUCUUCCACACCUUACGAGGUCCUGGGAUACGCAAUUCUACGCAGGUGGCGAGAUUGAGGUCAGCCCAGACAAUAAGUCAUACACGGGAUAUACUAGUAUCGGAGGAGGUUGGAAUCUCGGCGCCCCAGUCACGGUCUAUGUCUGUGGAGAGUUUGACUCUCCGGCAAGCGAUGCGGAAGCGUUCCAGGGAAGAAACACGUUACCUGUAAGUCGGCAUUUCCGCAGCUUCAACAACGAGAGCACGCCAAAUCCCAUUUUUGUUGGCUCAUCUGCUCGCUCUGGUGCAACCAAUAACCGCGUCGGUGCCAUUUUCUCCUGGACUGGUGCGGAAUCGGUAUCAACAGUCAAGUCAAGAGUAGGCGUUUCCUUUAUGUCAGUAUCGAAAGCCUGUGCGUACAAAGACGAGGAACUAUCCUGGGAUAUCUCGCAAGCAGAACGAGUUGCGCGAACCGAAUGGAAUCGCGACGUAUUCUCCAAGAUACGUGUGGACACAUCUUCGUCAGCAAAUCAAACCCGUCUGGCCCUCCUUUAUUCCAGCUUGUACUUCAUGCACUUGAUCCCGAGCGAGCGUAUCAAUGAGAAUCCUCUCUGGGAGUCCGAAGAACCGUAUUGGGACGAUUUCUACACAAUGUGGGAUUUGUUUCGUAACCAGGUCUCCCUGUGGCAUCUCAUUCAACCGGCCUACUACGAAUCCAUGAUUCGCUCACUGAUCGGUAUGUUCAAACAUGAAGGCUAUCUACCAGAUGGACGAAGCGGGAACUACAACGGCCUCGUGCAAGGAGGCUCUAAUGCUGACAACGUCCUCGCUGAUGCUUACGUCAAGGGCCUGAGAGGUGCCAUUAACUGGACAGAGGGGUAUGCAGCAGUCAAGAAGAACGCUGAAAUUCUUCCCUACUUUGACCAAAACCCGGUGGAUCCACAGGGAAGCCUGAAAGAGGGACGCUCGGCUCUUGAUGACUGGAUUCCGUUAGGAUAUGUUUCCGCGGAUCGAAAUACUCGUGCGGUAUCGAAGACGGUCGAAUAUUCGCUGAACGAUUUUGCAGUCUCGCAGAUCGCAGCCGGCGAGCAACCGGGAGAUAGACAGUUGUAUCUGCAGAGAAGCGCAGGAUGGCAGUUGAGUUGGGAUCCAGAAGCGACGGCAAGAGGCUUUACAGGAUUCGUCAUGCCUAGAUAUGCCAAUGGGACAUUCCACAAGACCUACAAUAUCUCCAAUUGUGGCGAUUGCAACUGGAGUGACGAGUCCUACGAGGGGACUGCCUUCGAAUACUCCUUUGUUAUACCCCACGAUGUCGAACGGAUGAUACAACUCAUGGGCGGACCCCAGCACUUCGAAGAGCGACUCGACUAUGUCUUUCUGCCAAACACCUCUGGCGUUGACCUUGGGGUCAAUGGGCUGGGCAUAAACACUAUCAACAAUAUCGCGAACGAGCCGGAUUUUCAGACGCCUUAUCUUUACAACUAUCUUAACAAGCAGUGGAAAUCGGUUGAAAGAUCUCGUCAGCUCGCCAACGACUUCUACUUCAAUUCCUCCAACGGCAUCCCUGGGAACUCCGACGCUGGCGCUUUGAACUGCUGGCUGGUAUGGCAGAUGCUGGGCAUGUAUCCCAUCGUCACGACUCCGGUGUAUCUCUUGGAAAGCCCUUGGUUCACGGACAUCAACAUUACCGUUAAUCACAAUCGCACUUUGAGAAUACGGGCCGAAAAUCUCGACGAUGGAGACGGGCGGAAUGGGUAUUAUGUUCAAGGCGUUACGAUCAACGGUCAGGCAUGGGAUAAGAAUUGGUUUAGACAUCAGGAUGCUGGAGGUAUCAUGACCAAUGGAGGAGAAAUUGUCUUCAGUAUGGGGAGUGAGAAGACGGUUUGGGAGACUGGCGAUGUGCCACCCAGUCCUGGACAUAUCGUACUGGAU